Molecule: messenger RNA, 496 nt
Organism: Seminavis robusta
Lineage: Eukaryota; Bacillariophyta; Bacillariophyceae; Naviculales; Naviculaceae
Source: the annotation of a GenBank genome assembly
AUGCAGGGAACCCGAGUUAAUGGGCCAGUUGCUACACAAGACAACAGGCCUGUCGCGCAUCCUGAACUGUGGGAACCAUUCAAAAAGUACACACUCGAGGAGCUGUUGGAAGUGCACAAACGGUACUACCUGAAGAUGCGACAUAACACACUUGCCAGUUUCUGGAAUGAGUGGUAUGGCCUAGAAGAAUUCGAGGACGGUUUUGGUGGAAUAGAUGGUCGCAACAAGAAGCACGGCUCUAAGUGGAGGAAACACCUUCCGGCUACUGAAUUAUCCUACAGGACAAGACUACACAACGGCAUUGUAUCCAUUGACAAUGACAACAACAAGGAGACCAAAGACGUGAUCGAAGAAUGGGAGCCUCUUUUCACCGUCGCAAGAAACAGCAUUGGCAACCUUGUCAAGGCACUACAACAACAAAACAAGCUACCGAAAGGAAAGAGAUGCGGCAAACCAAAGGACUAAGUAGAUUUAAAACUAUUCUAGAAACCAGUAG